Messenger RNA from Oryzias latipes (Japanese medaka), 1601 nucleotides. RefSeq names its product iodothyronine deiodinase 3a (gene dio3a). Lineage: Eukaryota; Metazoa; Chordata; Actinopteri; Beloniformes; Adrianichthyidae. Gene Ontology annotation, molecular function: thyroxine 5'-deiodinase activity. Gene Ontology annotation, biological process: thyroid hormone metabolic process. The record is from RefSeq and is a predicted model, not a curated record.
AUGAAGAAAAUGUGAGUUAGUUUGCAUUUAUGGAGACCUUUUUAUGCAUAUUUAUGCACAUUCAUGAUUGUUUCUGAAGAUGUUGCCAUAAGGUUUUUGGAGGAAUGUUCCAUCCUGUAUGUGCCUACACCAUUUUCCUUGGCAUCCCUAGCUGGAUGUUGCAAAAGAAGAAGAGCCCCAAACUGAUCCACUCCUGCCUUUAACUGUUGAGAUGCAUGAAGGUAAUCCCCACCAUGUGAGGCCUCAGUCCCAGUUUGGAGGCGGGCUGUUUUUCAUUCAAAUCUGCUGGCGCUAUAAAACCAGAGGAAAUUGCAAGUAACCCAACUUCAACCCACGAGAUCGUGGCGCAGCAAGCUCAUCCAGGCUGUAACAACAAGACAUGAUGAACACCAUGAAAGCUCUGAAAAAUGCAAUAGUUUGUCUGCUGCUGCUGCCGCGUUUUCUGCUGGCAGCUGUUGUGUUUUGGCUGCUUGACUUUUCCUGCAUCAGGAAAAGGGUUUUCCUGAGGAUGAAGGAGCAGGGAGGCGAUGCCACUGAUCCUCCUCUGUGCAUCUCCGACUCCAACCGCCUGUUCAGCGUGGAGUCGCUCAAAGCCGUCUGGCACGGACACAAGCUGGACUUCCUGAAAGCGGCGCAUCUGGGACGCGGAGCGCCCAACACCGAAGUGGUCCAUCUGGAGGACCAGAGAUGCAGCCGGAUCCUGGACUACGCCAAGGACAAGAGACCGCUCAUCCUCAACUUUGGCAGCUGCACCUGACCGCCGUUUAUGGCGCGUCUGAAGGCUUUCCAAGGUGUGGUGCAGCAGAACGCAGACAUCGCAGACUCUUUAGUUGUGUACAUCGAGGAAGCGCAUCCUUCCGACGGCUGGAUGAGCACCGACGCGCCCUACCAGAUCCCCAAGCACCGGCGUCUGGAGGACCGGCUGAACGCAGCGCAGCUGAUGCACCUGGAGGUGCCCGGCUGCCUGGUGGUAGUGGACAGCAUGGAAAACUCCUCCAACGCUGCGUACGGAGCCUUUUUCGACAGACUUUACAUUCUGCAGGAGGGAAAGGUCGUUUAUCAAGGUGGUAGGGGUCCUGAAGGGUACCGGAUCUCAGAGCUCAGAGACUGGCUAGACCAAUACAGAAAGGGGAUGGAGAAGUCCAAUAAUUUAGUGAUCAAUAUGUAGAUUACUUCACGCUUUUUAGAGCUGCUGACAGAAACAAAGAUGCUGCAAAAUUCCACAUUUAGGAAUCCGUUUAGCGUAUUUAUUUUUGCUUUUUUUUAAAGAAGUGAUUUGUUGAACAUGCCAUAAAAUCAUAAAAAUGUUCUUUUCUGCAUUUUGUUGUGACAAACUUUUACUUUGUCAUUUUGUCUUAACCCUCCUCUGUGUCAGUGCGCUUAUAACCCGCCAGGACCUUGAGACGUGCGCAUCACUUUGCUGGUCAGUAUUGUUGUGAAGUUCGCCUCUUAAAUGGAGUCAGAUCCACAGAGCCGACACUGAUGUUUAUCAUACUGAAGAUCAGAGUGAAGCUGCUUCUCUCCGCCUUGCAUGGCGCUUUUGUACAGAUUAUGAAUAUAUAUCUAUAUUUUUUAUGAAAUAAAAUGUAUUCCACUUGUCC